CCUCUUUUCAAGGAAAUGGCAACACCUGAUGCCAAGCAAGAUAGGUCAUAGUUCAGUAACACACGAAACACAUUUUAGUCAGAGGAAGUGAUGGGUUUUACCAGAUGAUUUUUAAGACAGUUACCUUAGUAACUAACCAGCAGCACAAAUAACAGACGUUCACUCUGAAGAAGUGAGAGCAGCAGACAACAUGGACGAGCUCGAUUUGCUGCUGGAGGAGCUGGCUCUGAAUCCAGGGGGUUCACAGAGCGUCAGUGAGAACAGGAGCAAAGAUCAAGCUGCUGCAGAGGUGCCAGCUGCGGUUAAUUUACCAUUAACCAAAAAAGGAAUAGUCUGCCCAAAUGUGUACAGUGAUCUGCCUGCUCCUGUGGCAGCUUCCCCGACCCCCGACUCCCCCACUAAAGAAUUGGACUCGAUCCUGAAGGACAUGCUGGGUCUGGGACAAGAGGAACCAGAAUCUUCAACGACCCCACCACCUCUGAAACAAAAACUGUCUGUGAGGAAGAACACUGAAGCUGGGCAGCAGGAGAACAAGGAGAGCAGCAGCAGAGCAGGGUCGGAGGCGAACCCUUCGACCACCAGCAAGAAAACGGACACAAUAGAUGACCUGCUCGGAGGGCUGAGCUCUGACCUGGAGAAGAUUGGUGUGCGCACAAUAACCAAGGGCCACUGUGCGUCCUGCAACAAGAGCAUUGUGGGAAAGAUGAUCACGGUGCUGGGUGAAGUGUGGCACCCUGAGCACUUUGUGUGUGUGGCGUGUAACACAGAGCUGAGCACGUCAGGCUUCUUUGAGAGAGAGGGACGGCCAUACUGCCACACACAUUACCAUCAGCUCUUCUCCCCACGUUGUGCCUACUGCAAGGGGCCCAUUAUCCAGAACAUCCUGACAGCUCUGGACCAGACUUGGCACCCCGACCACUUCUUCUGCACACACUGCGGAGGCCUGUUUGGACCUGACGGUUUCCUAGAAAAGGACGGGAAGCCGUAUUGUUGCAAGGACUUCUACAACCUCUUCGCUCCAAAGUGCUCGGGCUGUGGGGAGUCAGUGAAGGAAAACUACCUGACUGCAGCCAAUGGCACCUGGCAUUCAGAGUGCUUCGUCUGCGCAGACUGUCUGAAGCCCUUCACUGACGGCUGCUUCAUGGAGUUGAACGGCCGCCCCCUCUGCUCGCAGCACUUCCACUCCCGGCAGGGCACUCUGUGCGGGGGCUGCGGGGAGCCCAUCACGGGCCGCUGCAUCUCCGCUAUGGAGCGCAAGUUUCACCCCGAGCACUUUGUGUGCGCCUUCUGUCUGCGGCAGCUGAGCCAAGGCAUCUUCAAGGACCAGAAAGGGAAGCCGUACUGCUUGACCUGCUUUGACAAACUCUUUGUGUGAGCACGUAACGAACAAAUAACAGAAAUCAAUCAAACGAAUUACUGUCAGUGAGAUUAUAAUUUCCAUAUAGUAUGAGUGAUCUAUUAAAUCUGUUUAAUUUCUUCAAUACUUCAAUGCCAGGGGAGAUGAAUUACAAGUUAACAGUGUGUUUAACAUGAUAUGUUACGUAUAUUUUAAACAGAUUAUGUAAAAAUAUCCAGGACAAAAUGCUCACAUUGUAACAUAAUUAACGAUAUGUUGUAAAACAUGGGGGAAAACCCAGUUCAGAUAAUAAAAACUAUUUUCAUAUGUGAACUUUGGAUGGGUCUAGAAGGUGUGUUGCUGACACAUUUUUAUAGGAUUUCAUAUAUCACGAUCACAUAAAAUGUAUAAAUGAAGAAAGAAAAACAGAGACGUGCCCUUUUAAUCUGUGGUUUCCAUUAAGGGAUCCUUAGUUUUUGCCAUAAGCCUUGGCAGGGUGGAGAUGCUCUGGCAGUCUGCAGCAGUUUGUCAAGGGUUUGGUCCAUGUGGCCUGAUAGCUUGUAUUGGCAGAGGCUGGCAUCGAACCGUCGUUCCAACCCCAGUUUCCUUUUGCUCUGAUGUACCAACCUCUUCAAUCUCCACACAGGCUCCUUUAUAGACUCCGAAGAUUAAUGAAGGUGGUGGGGGGAACAACGGUGGUUUCAGAAGGAGUUCACAUCACUGCAUCUCUUCAGUGAUUUUUAUUUGAAUGUCAAAGGAUGAAUCAGCCACAAAGUAAAUUUAGUUUUGGUGACGCACAUUGCAUGUCUGGCCCUAUUUUAACUAAUUAAAGCUCCAAGAAAAGUUUGGAUGUAAGUCAAGGGCAAAAUAUCUGCAGCACAGAUAGUAGGAUAUGACAUGUCUGUUUAAAAGUGAGAUUUUGUCUGCAGAAUCACAUCAUAAUAAAAUCAAUGUUUUGCACAAAUA
Messenger RNA from Eleginops maclovinus (Patagonian blennie), 2302 nucleotides. RefSeq names its product leupaxin (gene lpxn). Gene Ontology annotation, biological process: muscle structure development; actin cytoskeleton organization. The coding region runs from base 191 to 1375 and encodes 394 amino acids. NCBI's taxonomy places the organism in Eukaryota, Metazoa, Chordata, Actinopteri, Perciformes, Eleginopidae. The record is from RefSeq and is a predicted model, not a curated record. Gene Ontology annotation, cellular component: adherens junction; stress fiber; filamentous actin. The transcript has 9 exons. Gene Ontology annotation, molecular function: muscle alpha-actinin binding; actin binding.